AUGGCUACCCCUAGCGUCCUCGCUUUUGACGCUGAGGGUCGGGCCAUUGACUUUGACGUCUGGGUAGAUGACCUGCAGCUUUUCUUACAGUGCGAUAGGGCAGACGGUCUCUCCCUCUUUGACCUCACUUCUGGUGCCUCUCCUGCCCCUGCUGCUGAUGCUGACGCCACUGUUCGCUCACAGGGUGCUCCCCCUCUACUCUCUUGCCCUCUGUUGCCUCUGCUGCUGCGGCCGAACUCGUUGGUCUUGAGUCGAUCGGUGCGGCGUCUGCCCCUAGCGGGAGACGCCGCACUGGCAAGGACAAGGGGGGCAGGGGCGGUGGAGGAGCUAGCGAGGGCGGUGGAGGUGGCGGUGGAGGUGGCGGAGGGGGUCGGGGUGGCGGUGGGGGUGGUGGCGGGGGUGGGAGCAUCGGUGGCGGCAGUGGAGGCGGAGGUGGCGGCGGCGGUGGCGGUGGGAGCGGAGGUGGCGGAGGUGGCGGCGGUGGAGGUGGCGGCGGUGGAGGAGGCGGCGGCGGAGGAGGUGGAGCUGGUUGGGGUGGCGCUGCGCAGAGGGUCGGCUCCGGUGGUGCGGGGUGGGGGUACUGGUCCGUGCACCUACGUCCUACGCACCGGCGACCGCGCGGGUGAGCCUUGCGGGGGUGCGCACUCCACCCAGCGCUGCUUUGGCCGCCUGGCGGACGCUUGGCGUCACCAGUUUCCUGAGGCCGCUGAGAUCCCUCGCUGGGGCGAGCUGUCUAGGGCGGGAGUAGCUAUCUUUGACCUUGACUUUGAUGCUAUUCUUGCUGCCAUGUAUGCUGUGACUAUUAGUGAUGAGAAAGACUGUUACCGGUGUUUUCCGCCCGAUCCGGGCAUUGGGACUGCUGCUCUAGGUACUGGUGAGGCUGCUGCUCUAGGUGCUAGCGAGGUUGCUCCUUUAGGUGCCAGUGCGUGUGCUUCCUCAGGUGCUGGUGAGUCUGCUCUCUCAGGUACUUGUCAGAACAUAUCUAUAGCUUAUGCUGCUGUGUAG
This is a messenger RNA of Closterium sp. NIES-65, 1005 nucleotides long. The record is from the annotation of a GenBank genome assembly. Lineage: Eukaryota; Viridiplantae; Streptophyta; Zygnematophyceae; Desmidiales; Closteriaceae.